This is a messenger RNA of Nannospalax galili (Upper Galilee mountains blind mole rat), 4465 nucleotides long. RefSeq names its product F-box protein 38 (gene Fbxo38). Gene Ontology annotation, molecular function: protein binding. The record is from RefSeq and is a predicted model, not a curated record. The coding region runs from base 217 to 3780 and encodes 1187 amino acids. NCBI's taxonomy places the organism in Eukaryota, Metazoa, Chordata, Mammalia, Rodentia, Spalacidae. The transcript has 23 exons. Gene Ontology annotation, biological process: protein K48-linked ubiquitination; SCF-dependent proteasomal ubiquitin-dependent protein catabolic process. Gene Ontology annotation, cellular component: cytoplasm; nucleus.
GCCCGAGCGGCGGCGGAAGCGGAAGUGCUGUGGCGGUGGGGGCCGCGGGAAGAGUCUGUCGUGUUUCUCUGUUCCUCUGAACCACAAUAACAGGCGGAGGGCCGGCGUAGGGUAACGAAAUGCAAUUUGGUCUGUAGUGAAUUGAAAUGACUGAGGUGCUUUGAACUCAAAUAAGCAAGAGGGGCGAUUGAGCCUAAUACCAAGGACAGCGCCACAAUGGGACCACGAAAGAAAAGUAUUAAAAUGUGUCUCACGAAUAGUGAAACCCCAGAGGAAGCAAUAUCAGAUGAAACAAAAGACUAUAUGAAUCAACUUUCACAUGAAGUACUUUGCCAUAUUUUUAGGUACCUCCCCCUGCAGGAUAUCAUGUGCAUGGAAUGUCUUUCUCGGAAGUUGAAGGAAGCAGUCACCUUGUAUCUGAGGGUCGUCAGAGUUGUGGAUCUCUGUGCAGGAAGGUGGUGGGAAUAUAUGCCAGGUGGUUUCACAGAUUCCAGUUUUCUAACACUUUUGAAGAAGAUGCCAGACGUUGAACAGCUAUAUGGCCUUCACCCUAGAUACCUUGAGAGGCGAAGAGUAAGGGGCCAUGAGGCUUUUAGCAUUCCUGGAGUCCUAGAAGCUUUACAAGCAUGCCCAAACUUGGUGGGUGUAGAAACAUCUCAUUUGGAGUUGGUAGAAUCCAUUUGGACAUAUAUGCCACAUGUUCAUAUUUUGGGGAAAUUUCGUAAUCGUAAUGGGGCAUUUCCAAUUCCUCCUGAAAAUAAACUCAAAAUUCCUAUAGGAGCCAAAAUUCAAACUUUGCAUUUAGUUGGGGUGAAUGUUCCUGAAGUUCCUUGUAUCCCAAUGCUAAGGCACCUUUAUAUGAAGUGGGUCAGACUCACUAAACCACAGCCGUUUAAAGACUUUCUUUGCAUCAGCUUAAGAACUUUUGUCAUGAGGAACUGUGCAGGACCUACAAAUUCCUUGAAAUAUGUGCCCUUAGUAACAGGCUUGGCGUCUGCACGAAAUUUGGAACACUUAGAAAUGGUUCGGGUCCCAUUCCUUGGGGGUCUUAUCCAGCAUGUAGUUGAAGACAGCUGGAGAUCAGGUGGCUUUAGGAAUUUGCACACUAUUGUUUUAGGAGCUUGCAAAAAUGCCCUUGAAGUAGAUCUUGGUUACCUCAUCAUCACUGCUGCACGUAGGUUGCAUGAAGUUCGCAUCCAGCCUUCUCUAACCAAAGAUGGUGUCUUUUCUGCCCUAAAGAUGGCAGAAUUGGAGUUUCCCCAGUUUGAAACACUUCAUCUGGGAUAUGUAGAUGAGUUUUUACUGCAAAGCAGAAUGGCUAAUGCAGAUUUGGUGAAGUAUGGACUGGCUGAUGUGGUAGAAAAUCCUGGUAUCAUUACCGAUAUAGGAAUGAAGGCAGUCAAUGAAGUUUUUUCCUGUAUCAAAUACCUGGCAAUUUAUAAUUGCCCCCAUCUACAUAAUCCAUACAAUUGGAUCUCAGACCACUCUAGGUGGACACGACUAGUUGAUAUCAACCUCGUGCGGUGCCAUGCAUUGAAGCUGGAUUCUUUUGGCCAGUUUAUUGAAUUAUUGCCCAGCCUGGAGUUUAUUUCGCUGGAUCAGAUGUUUCGUGAGCCACCCAAGGGCUGUGCUCGAGUUGGUCUGAGUGCAGGCACAGGAAUUGGGGUUUCCUCAGCCCUUGUUAGCAACCAGAACUCCAACAAUGACAAUGAUAAUAAUGCCCAGAAUAAUAAUGCUAACAUCCAUGACAACAAUCACCAUCACGCAGAUGAUUCAGAUGAGGAGAAUGACUUUCGGCAGGACCUGCAACCAGGAGAGCAGCAGUUCGCAGCUGAUGCUUUGAAUGAGAUGGAAGACAUGGUACAGGAAGAUGGAGAGGUGAUUGCUGAGAGUGGAAGUGAUAGACCAGCUCACAGUCAGGCAGUUCUUCCUGUGGAUGCAGAUGAGGAGCAAGCAGGACCUAGUGGUCUUCAACGUGUGGUAAAACCAACCCCAAUAACUGUUCAUGAUUCAGAGAGUGAUGAUGAAGAGGACAGUCUGGAACUCCAGGAAGUCUGGAUUCCUAAGACUGGUGCUCGGCGCUAUUCUGAACGGGAAGAAAAAACUGGAGAAUCUUUACAACCCAGGGAAUUGGCAGCAGUAAGUGGAAAAGGCAAGACUCCACUUCGAAAGAGGUACAACUCCCAUCAGAUGGGCCAGUCGAAGCAGUUUCCCCUCGAGGAGAGCAGCUGUGAGAAGGGCUGUCAGGUCACCAGUGAGCAGAUCAAAGCCGAUAUGAAAGCAGCUAGGGAUAUUCCUGAAAAGAAAAAAAACAAGGAUGCUUAUCCCAGCUGCAGCAGCACCACCACCAGCACAGUGGGAAACUCCAGCUCACACAGCACUGCUUCUCAGAGCCCUGACUUUGUAAGGACGGUGACCAGCGGGGGCUCUUCCGAGCCUAGCCCUACAGAAAUGGAUGUGUCCAGGCAGUGUGUCUGCUCCCCCGGUGGGUCAGAGGACUCUGAGGCCAUGGAUGCAGAGAGUUCUGUCUGCCCCAGAUGCUGCUGUCGCAGGCCCCAGGAAUCCCAAAGGAGAACUAGCAGGUGUUCUGAUGAGGAACGUCCUUCAACCAGCCGAGCCUGUGUUGUGAAUGGCCCGGAUGGUACGAGAUCCGCCUUUUCCUAUAGGACUCUGCCACAAGGGGGGUCUUCAGGCCCAGCGCAUGAUGAGAGGACUAAUGGGAGUGGCUGUGGGGCUACAGGUGAGGACAGGAGGGGGAGCUCCCAGCCUGAGAGUUGUGACGUGCAGUCUAAUGAAGACUACCCUCGGAGGCCCCUAACGAGGGCCCGGAGCAGACUGUCCCAUGUACUGCUGGUAUCUGAGUCAGAAGUUGCCAAAACAAAGCCACGUCAUGCUAUGAAACGGAAGCGAACAGCAGAUAAAUCCACCAGUACCAGUGACCCUGUGAUUGAGGAUGAUCAUGUACAGGUUCUCAUAUUAAAAUCCAAAAACCUUGUUGGAGUCACUAUGACCAAUUGUGGAAUCACAGAUCUAGUACUAAGAGACUGUCCCAAGAUGAUGUUUAUUCACGCUACCAGGUGCAGGGUACUGAAACAUUUAAAGGUAGAAAGUGCACCGAUUGUAAACCGAUUUGACUAUGCCCAAUGCAAGAAACUGAAUAUGGAUCAGGUACUAGACCAAAUCCUAAGGAUGCCUCCAGAGAGAAACCGUAUCAUAUACCUACGCCCAAUGCAGCAGGUAGACACACUAACUUUGGAGCAAAAGCUGUUUAGCGGCCCCUACCCCUAUCACAUCUGUAUCAUCCAUGAAUUCAGUAACCCUCCCAAUGUGCGGAACAAAGUGCGCAUUCGCAGCUGGAUGGACACGAUAGCAAACAUCAAUCAAGAGCUCAUUAAGUAUGAAUUCUUCCCUGAAGCCACUCGAACUGAAGAAGAUUUAAAGAAGUACCCUAAAUACCCCUGGGGGAGAGAAAUUUACACGUUGGAGGGUGUUGUAGAUGGAGCUCCGUAUUCCAUGAUUUCUGACUUCCCUUGGCUGAGAUCACUGAGGGCAGCAGAGCCCAACAGCUUUGCUAGAUAUGAUUUUGAAGAUGAUGAAGAGAGUACCAUCUAUGCUCCUCGAAGGAAAGGACAGCUGUCUGCAGACAUCUGUAUGGAAACAAUAGGAGAGGAGAUCUCAGAGAUGCGUCAGAUGAAGAGGGGUGUAUUUCAGCGAGUAGUGGCUAUUUUUAUCCAUUAUUGUGAUGUCAAUGGAGAGCCAGUUGAAGAUGACUACAUUUGACUGGCCCCUCCUCUUUCCCAGCUAUUCUAGCAGAAAGCAGCGGGGGCCAUCCAGCUGCCAGAAGGCUACACAGGAACUUUGGGCUUGGAACUGGGAGGCCCUGGCUCAGUUUGGUAUAUAGGAAAUGUAUAAGAAACAUUGAAAUCAUAUACAUAGAUUUGUAUAUAGAGGAAAUAUACAAAGACACUUCCUAAAGUACCAUCUUUAUAUCCCAUGUUUAUAUAUCUUAAUUUAAAAAUUUUUCAUUUCAAUGAAGGCAGAUAAUUUGAGCAUUGAUUUUGUUCAUUUUCCUUAUUUAGUUUUCAGUGUCAUUUGACUGAGUCUAUCAACUCUGCUCUUAAUCUCCAUCGUCCCUUCAGUCUGUGCCUUUUUCUUCUGGAGCAAAGUUGUCUGAGUAAAUUUGUUAAGGAGUCCUUUGUCUUGCGUGCUUUUUGUUAUGAAAAUUACCAACUAAAAAACCUUAGAGAGGAGUAUGUUUCUGUAGUGUAAGAUGUGGUUCUUUUUUGCCUUAGUGUUAAGUUGCUGCAUUUCUUUAAAUGGAAAGACUCAUGGAUUUAAAAAAAAAAAAAAAGAAUUUAUGGGGAAUUAGAAAAGUUUCCAAAGCACUUCUAGUUAUUUAUUUCCACAUUUAAUUGUGUAAAUGCUUUAUCUUGAAUAUAAGAAUAAACAUUUAUUACAAACUUUA